This is a messenger RNA of Dovyalis caffra, 807 nucleotides long. The record is from the annotation of a GenBank genome assembly. NCBI's taxonomy places the organism in Eukaryota, Viridiplantae, Streptophyta, Magnoliopsida, Malpighiales, Salicaceae.
AUGGCCGAUUUCCAAUCCUCAAGUCACAAAGCCAAAUGGAUCUUUACUCCUCAACAGCUGGCCGAGAAGUAUAAAUCUACUAAUCAAAGGGCGAAACAAAUGCUAGAGAAGGUAUUUUGCAUUGCUCUGUUGCUUUAUUGCUUGCUUUUCUCUUGUCUUGAUGAUUAUAAUUUAUGUUUAGUGAUUAAUUUAGCUAUGGUUUAUGCUGUUAAGUAUGGGACAACGAGGUUGGGAGUGGAUGUUGAUGGGUCAUUGUCGUACCCGGAACCUCAAGUUAACACGACAGAGAAUUCUGAUAAGCAUUCUCGUUCAAAACCACUGAGUGUUGAAGAAGAACAGUUUAUGCGAGUAUACUAUGAGUAUAAACUUCGAGAAGCAACAGCUCUCAUAUACUUUAAAAGAUUUUAUCUUCAAUGGUUAACCUGCAUUUAUGCGUCUUGCAAGAUAGAAGAAAAUCAUGUGUCUGCAGAGGAGCUUGGUAAGGGGAUUUCACAGGAUCAUCAAAUGAUUCUCAAUUACGAGAUGAUAAGUUUGGAAUUCGAUCUUAUUGUAUAUGCACCAUAUCGAUCUGUUGAAGGUUUUAUUGCUGAUAUAGAGGAAUUCUGCCAUCCAACAGAUGAAAAUAUUCAAAAACUGAAGGAAACUGCAGUGGCAGAGAUUGAUAAAAUAAUGCUUACUGAUGCACCUGUUUUGUUCCCUCCUGGGCAGUUGGCUUUGGGUGCUCUACAGAGUUCAAAUGAGGUGCAUAGAGUUCUUGAUUUUGAAAGAUAUACAGAAGCAGGGAAGAUUAGGCAAUCAAUGGCAUGA